Molecule: messenger RNA, 2016 nt
Organism: Erinaceus europaeus (western European hedgehog)
Lineage: Eukaryota; Metazoa; Chordata; Mammalia; Eulipotyphla; Erinaceidae
Gene: CRTC1
Product: CREB regulated transcription coactivator 1
Biological process (GO): protein homotetramerization; positive regulation of transcription by RNA polymerase II
Cellular component (GO): cytoplasm; nucleus
Molecular function (GO): cAMP response element binding protein binding
Source: RefSeq, a predicted model, not a curated record
GGCGCCUGCGCGGUGGCCCCGGUGGGGGGGCGCGGGGCGGAGGAGGCGGCGAGAAGAUGGCGACGUCGAGCAAUCCGCGGAAAUUCAGCGAGAAGAUCGCGCUGCACAACCAGAAGCAGGCGGAGGAGACGGCGGCCUUCGAGGAGGUCAUGAAGGACCUGAGCCUGACGCGCGCCGCGCGGCUGCAGCUCCAGAAGCCACAGUGCCUGCAGCUGGGCCCGGGACGCGGCCAGUACUAUGGGGGCUCCCUGCCCAACGUCAGCCAGCUGGGCGCGGGGGACCUGCCAUUCCAGACGCCCUUCCCGCCGUCGGGCAUGGACACCAGCCGCACGUCGCGACACCACGGGCUGGUGGACCGCGUGUGCCGGGAACGUGGCCGCCUGGGCUCCCCGCACCGCCGGCCCCUCUCUGUGGACAAGCACGGCCGCCAAGCCGACAGCUGUCCCUACGGCUCUGUGUACCUGUCCCCACCUGCCGACAGCAGCUGGCGGAGGACCAACUCAGACUCGGCCCUGCAUCAGAGCACCCUGGCGCCUGCGCCUGAGCCCUUCUCCGUCGCCCCCCAGGACGCCCACCAGAAGAGAGUGCUGCUGGCGGUGCCCGGCAUGGAGGAGGCGCCCCCCGACGCGGACAAGGGCCUGGCCAAGCCGGCUUGGGACGGCAAGAAGACGGGGUCCCGGCCCAAGUCCUGCGAGGUCCCCGGCAUCAACAUCUACCCGUCCACGGAGCCUGAGGGGCCGCCCGCCCCAGCCUCACCCUCAGCCUCGUCCUCGCUGCUGCCCGCGGCCCCCGGCACAGGGGGCUCGCUGCCCGACCUCAGCACCCUGCACUUCCCCUCCCCCCUGCCCACCCCUCUGGACCCCGAGGAGCCCGGCUUCCCCACCCUGGGCAGCUCCGGGACCCUGCCCCACCUGCGCCUGGGCGGCCAGCCCCCCGGCGUGAGCUCGCCGGGCUCGUCCCCACAGCACCGUGUGGCCGGAGUCAGCCCGCCGCAGCCCCAGCCCGUGUCCCCCAGCCUGUGCCCACUGUCCCCCAUCACCCAGGCGGCCCCCAUGGAGGCGCUGGCCAUGGAGCCGCAGCUGCCCUUCGCCUUCUUCACGCCCGGCUCCCAGCCGCCGCCGCAGCCCCCGCCGCCCCCCUCGGCCCAGCCCCCGCCGCCCCAGGUGCCCGUGGGGCUCCCCCCCCCCCAGCGGCCUUUCGCGGGGUCCCCGCCACCCCCGCUCCUGGUCACCCUGCCGCCCUCUCUCCCCCAGCCCCCCGAGAGCGCCGGCCCGCCCCCCAUGGUGAUCGAGGUGGGCUCGGCGCCCGCCCUGCAGCAGUACCGCUCCAGUGCCGGCUCCCCCGCCAACCAGUCCCCCACCUCGCCGGUGUCCAGCCAGGGCUUCUCCCCGGCCAGCUCGCCGCAGCACACCUCCAGCCUGGCGGCCGUGUUUGGGGACACCUACUACGAGCAGCAGAUGGCGGCCAGACAGGCCAACGCCCUGUCCCACCAGCUGGAGCAGUUCAACAUGGUGGAGAGCGCCCUGGGCUCGGGCGGCCUCUACAGCCCCGGCUCCGCGCUCAGCUACUCCCAGGCCACCAUGAUGGGGCUGGCCGGCAGCCCUGGGAGCCUCCCGGACACGCCGCUGGGCUACGGGGGCCAUGGCGGUAUCCCCAACAUCAUCCUCACAGUGACGGGCGAGUCGCCCCCCAGCCUGACCAAGGAGCUGGCGGGCGUGGGCGACGUGGGCUUCGAGGCCGACCACCACUUCCCGCUGGACGAGCUCAGGAUAGACCCGCUGACGCUGGACGGGCUGCACAUGCUCAGCGACCCCGACGUGGUCCUGGCCGACGCUGCCACGGAGGACACCUUCCGCAUGGACAGGCUGUGACCCCAGCGCCCGCCCGCCCCGCCCUGCCCCGCGGCAGCCUGGGUGGAGCGCGGGCGGGCGGUGGCCGCGGCUUUUCCGGACUGUUGCCAGCUCUCACUGCCGACCCCGUCCCGUCCGCCUGUGCCAGCUGUGGGUGGGCCCGGGC